Molecule: messenger RNA, 1529 nt
Organism: Diorhabda carinulata
Lineage: Eukaryota; Metazoa; Arthropoda; Insecta; Coleoptera; Chrysomelidae
Product: acyl-CoA Delta-9 desaturase-like
Exons: 6
Coding region: 279-1376 (365 amino acids)
Biological process (GO): unsaturated fatty acid biosynthetic process
Cellular component (GO): endoplasmic reticulum membrane
Molecular function (GO): iron ion binding; stearoyl-CoA 9-desaturase activity
Source: RefSeq, a predicted model, not a curated record
UUGACUGUUACGAACAGUUCCGAACUGUCUAUUCUGAGCUAGUUGAGCGUUGGAAGUUUUAGAAUCCCGAACACUACUUGCAGUAAAAACAGUUGAUAGUGGAAAAUCGUCGAGUAGUGUCGUUCGCCGUCUCGUGGAUUUUUGGUAAUAGUCUCGGAAAAGUUUCGCUCAUCGCGUUAUAAAAUAAAACAAUCAAUAUUUGUACGUUAGGUUACAUCGAAAACUGUUUGUUGUGUUUGUUUUUCGUCUAUUGUAUAUUGGCUUUAAAUCGACAAGUAAUGACAGAAGGAAACCAUGCUAAUAUUAUAGAAAACGAAUUGCCAUUCAACAACGAUCAAAAUGCAGAAAACAAACCGCACAAAAGAAAAGUUGAAAUCAGUAACAUUAGAGACAAAGAGGGAAAAAAAGAAGACGUAUUUGUACCAAAAAUUCGGUGGCCCGACACUUUAGUACAAUUAUACCUACAUUUAGGUUGUUUAUAUGGACUGUAUUUAUGUGUAGUUUCAGCGAAAUUCGUUACAGUUAUAUUUGCUCUUUUAACAGUUUAUAUAUCAGGUUUUGGUAUAACAGCCGGAGCUCAUAGGCUAUGGUCACACAAAUCUUACAAAGCUAAGUGGCCACUUAGAUUACUUCUAGUUUUAUUAUUCACAAUCACAGGCCAGAGACAUGUGUAUAUCUGGGCUUUAGAUCACAGGGUCCAUCACAAAUACAGUGAAACAAAUGCUGAUCCGCACAAUGCUAAAAGAGGUUUCUUCUUCUCGCACGUCGGUUGGUUGGUACUCACACCUCAUCCUGAUGUUGUAGAGAAAAGAAAAGCAGUAGAUAUGAGUGAUUUGGAAGCAGAUGCAAUAGUCAUGUGGCAGAAAAAGUAUUAUCUUCCAUUAUUUGUGAUAUUCAACGUGCUUUUACCAGUAUCCAUUCCAGUAUAUUUUUGGAACGAAACCAUAUGGAACUCAUUCUGGAUCAACUUCAAUUUUAGAUUCACCAUCACUUUAAACAUCGCAUUUUUCGUGAAUAGCGUUGCACAUAUGUGGGGACAGAAACCAUAUGACAAGAACAUCAGUUCAGUAGAGAAUCUAGGAGUAUCUUUAGCAACGCUAGGUGAAGGUUGGCACAACUAUCAUCAUGUUUUCCCAUGGGACUACAAAGCAGGGGAGUUGGGUAAUACCUAUAAUCCAUCUACAGCAUUCAUACACUUUUUUGCGAAACUUGGUUGGGCGUAUGAUCUCAAAAGUGUCUCAAGAAAUAUGGUUAUCAGAAGAACAAUAAAAACAGGAGAUGGCAGUCAUCCUGAAAUCUGGGGAUAUGGCGAUACAGAUAUUGAUAGAGAAGAUAUGGAAGAAUUAGAUAAUAUGGCAGAAGAAAAAUAUAUAUGAACAAAUAUUCAUGGAUAUGUCUAUACAAUAUUACUAUGUUUAAGUUGUUAAUUUGAGUUAUUUUCCAGCUUUAGAAUUAAUUUGUUAUAUAUAUAUAGCGACCACAUAUUUUGUGAUUUAUUGCAAAAUAAAGUGUAUUUAUUAUAAUAAAAA